AUGAAGGUGAGCUCUAAGAAGCUAAGCAAGAUCGUCGGCAAGUGGAAAAGACGGGGUAGUUUUGUCGUCUACUCCAAGGAUAACAAGAGGUUUGUCGUGCCGUUGCGCUAUCUAAAUCACCCUAUUUUCAGAGUGCUGCUGGAGAUGGCAGAAGAGGAGUAUGGAUUGACAGCUGACGGGCCGUUACAAGUUCCUUUGGAGAAAGAGUUAGUAGACUACAUUCUUUGUUUGCUGAGGAAACAUCCUACUGAGGAAGUAGAGAAGGCAGUCCUGUCCCUUGCAUCAUGCCGAGGGGCUACUCUGCAGGCACCGAAUCAAGAACGAAUGGGAACUCCAGUUGUAUCUUGUGGUUGA
This is a messenger RNA of Sesamum indicum (sesame), 354 nucleotides long. Its product is annotated as auxin-responsive protein SAUR66. The record is from RefSeq and is a predicted model, not a curated record. Lineage: Eukaryota; Viridiplantae; Streptophyta; Magnoliopsida; Lamiales; Pedaliaceae. Gene Ontology annotation, biological process: response to auxin.